Messenger RNA from Penicillium samsonianum, 774 nucleotides. RefSeq lists its product as uncharacterized. The record is from RefSeq and is a predicted model, not a curated record. Gene Ontology annotation, biological process: carbohydrate metabolic process. NCBI's taxonomy places the organism in Eukaryota, Fungi, Ascomycota, Eurotiomycetes, Eurotiales, Aspergillaceae. The annotation marks the transcript as partial. The transcript has 3 exons.
GCCAUUAUGGGACCUAUCAAGCACAAAGCCCUAAUCAACGUUGAUCUGGGAGAGGGCUUUGGAAAUUGGACAAUCACUUCCGAUGAAGACUUGCUUCCAUUCAUUGACCAUGCCAAUAUUGCUUGCGGAUUCCAUGCUUCUGACCCCCUCAUCAUGAUGGAAACCGUUCGCAGCUGCAAGGAACACGGCGUGAAGAUUGGAGCACAUCCCGGCCUGCCAGAUCUCCAGGGCUUUGGCCGUCGUGAAAUGAAACUUUCACUGGAUGAACUUACUGCAAACACUGUUUACCAGAUUGGUGCACUCAAGGGGUUCUUAGACCGGGAGGAAGUCCCCCUUCACCACGUCAAGCCCCACGGGUCGCUCUAUGGGAUGUGCUGCAGAGACUAUGAGACUUCGAUGGCCGUAUUUAAGGCCAUCCCCAAGGGUGUCAAAGUGUUUGGGCUUCCUGGUACUUGUAUGGAACAAGCCGCCAAAGAUUUAGGACUCGAGUUCGUCGCGGAGUUUUAUGCGGAUGUCAAGUACAAUGCAGAUGCUUCUCUCUUGAUCGAGCGCAAAAAGAAGGCUUGGGAUCUUGCUGAGGUCGGAAGACGUGUCACACAGCAGAUGGAAACAUGUACUGCUUUUGCGAUCGAUGGAUCAACCUGUGACCUGCCCGUCAAGGAUCACCCUAUCUCUAUUUGUUGUCAUUCCGACGUUCCUGGGUGUCUGGAGUUGGUGAAGGAGACAAGAGGUGUUGUCGACACCUUUAACAAGGCUCACUUUCCUAACAACUAG